CGCCAUCUACAGCCACUGCGCGGUUGCUACGGUCUGCAACCUAUCCUUACGGCCCUCCGUUCUCCUAAUGUCCAUCCACGCUAUCAAUCGUUCGCAGUGCCACCUCGCUUGGGACAAUAGGCACGCGCGCACUAGCGUCAUCCCACCCGUGUUGCGCGUUUCCUCUGGAGAUACCAUAACUUUCGAUUGCCUCGACGCGUCCAACGGCCAAAUCACGCCGGCAUCCACCACGCACAGCAUCGCUUCGCUCGUGUUUUCUCAGCUGGAUCAGGUCAACGGCCCUGUGUACGUCGAGACGGCUGAACCCGGUGACACUCUCCAGGUUGACGUUCUCCGUGUCGAGACGGCCGAUUGGGGCUGGACCGCGUGCAUCCCCGGCUUCGGACUGCUUGCGAACGAGUUCCCAGAACCACAUCUGAAAAUAUGGAAGCUGCACAAGAACGAGGAGGGAGACAUCUAUGGAUAUGCAUACUUUGACGAGAGCCGCAAGAUCAAGGUCCCUUUGAGACCCUUCGCGGGAGAGAUGGGUGUCGCCCCCGGAGAGAAGGGUGCCUUCUCGACCAUCCCGCCAUACAAGACCGGUGGCAACAUCGACACACGCCAUCUAACCGCCGGCUCGAUGCUGUACCUUCCAGUAGCGGUGAAGGGGGCGCUGUUUUCAAUCGGAGACGGUCAUGCUGCACAAGGUGAUGGAGAGGUCUGUGGCACAGCCAUCGAGACGCUGCUGAAGGUGACCGUUCGCCUCACCGUGCGCAAGGACUAUCGAUACCCCACGACGCCGCACUUCUUGACGACCGUUGUGCCGCCGGAGACGUACUACUGCACGACGGGCAUCGAUGCUGACAUCCGCGAAGCCACCAGAGCAGCCGUGCGCAACAUGAUUGAUUUCUUGUGUGGCGAGUUCAAGAUGACUCGCGUCGAAGCGUACAUGCUCUGCAGCGUCGCCUGCGACCUACGUAUGCACGAAGUAGUGGAUAUGCCGAACUACGUGAUUGGAAUGAUGUUGCCCAAGUCCAUUUUCGGGGUGUGAAGUGAGCCGAGUAGGCUGUUCGCGAGUGAUAGAUGGGCUCGGAUAGGAUGGAGAUGAUCUCAUCGAGAACCUCCGAGGCUCAAAUAGUGUAGGUGUGUAUGAUCGUAUCGUGAGACAAUGGAUCAAUGCUGCAAUAUGAC
Molecule: messenger RNA, 1170 nt
Organism: Laetiporus sulphureus 93-53
Lineage: Eukaryota; Fungi; Basidiomycota; Agaricomycetes; Polyporales; Laetiporaceae
Product: Formamidase
Exons: 8
Coding region: 68-1030 (320 amino acids)
Molecular function (GO): hydrolase activity, acting on carbon-nitrogen (but not peptide) bonds, in linear amides
Source: RefSeq, a predicted model, not a curated record